Messenger RNA from Drosophila pseudoobscura, 870 nucleotides. RefSeq names its product PXMP2/4 family protein 4. The transcript has 5 exons. The record is from RefSeq and is a predicted model, not a curated record. Gene Ontology annotation, biological process: cellular response to reactive oxygen species. NCBI's taxonomy places the organism in Eukaryota, Metazoa, Arthropoda, Insecta, Diptera, Drosophilidae. The coding region runs from base 180 to 794 and encodes 204 amino acids. Gene Ontology annotation, cellular component: cytoplasm; mitochondrion; membrane.
UUGUUUUCAUUAUUCAGAUACGGUAGCAGGGCACGAGAUGCGGAUGCCUCCAGCUCCACGACGUGCGUAACAAUAGUACAAAUUAGAAUUUCAAUAAGUUAGACUAGGGCUAGAUACUAGGCCUUAUCCCCCACCCCUCCUCCACGACAAUAAACGAAUUCCCGACAAUCCAUGCCAAAAUGGUGCCUCAGGCUGUGAAGCUGCUUCAAAUGUCGCUGGGCCAGUGGAGACGAGGCGUUGUCAAGGUGAAGGUGCACCCCAUGGCCAAGGGCGCCCUCACAUACGCGAUCAUGUGGCCCACGGGCAGUCUGAUCCAGCAGGCGCUGGAGGGACGCAAUCUGAAAGACUACGACUGGGCCCGGGCCAUACGCUUCAGUCUGUUCGGAGCCCUUUACGUGGCCCCCACACUCUACGGCUGGGUGCGACUCACCAGUGCCAUGUGGCCGCAGACGAACCUGCGCACGGGUGUCGUCAAGGCCAUCACAGAGCAGCUCUCCUACGGACCCUUUGCUUGCGUCAGCUUCUUUAUGGGAAUGAGCCUGCUGGAGUUCAAGAGCCUGGCCGAGGCCGUCGAAGAGACCAAGGAGAAGGCGGUUCCCACAUACAAGGUCGGUGUGUGCAUCUGGCCCUUCCUGCAGACCAUAAACUUCUCGCUUGUGCCGGAACACAACCGCGUCGUCUUUGUGAGCAUAUGCAGCCUGAUGUGGACCAUCUUUCUGGCAUACAUGAAAACGCGUCACUCCGAGGAGCAAACGGAGGGCGACGGCACUACCACGGAUCUCUCCUGUACAUAGUCCCCUCUGUUGUUUGUUGUUUGUGUGUUCCCUUAGGUAAAUUCUUUAGGACAAAAUUAGAUAGAAUUAGCGCACA